This is a messenger RNA of Monosiga brevicollis MX1, 1075 nucleotides long. RefSeq lists its product as uncharacterized. Lineage: Eukaryota; Choanoflagellata; Craspedida; Salpingoecidae. The transcript has 6 exons. Gene Ontology annotation, cellular component: membrane. The record is from RefSeq and is a predicted model, not a curated record. Gene Ontology annotation, molecular function: serine-type endopeptidase activity. Bases 1 to 933 code for a protein of 310 amino acids.
AUGGGACUGUCGUCCUUAUUCGGGCUGCGCAUCGCCGUGACCAGGUUCAGCAGAUCAUCAUGCCUUCAGCGACCAUUGAGUGGAGGUCAAUCCAGCGCUAGGAGUCCCUUUGGCCACACCCGCCGCCUUUUACGCACAGACCGCUCUCAACGGUGGGCCCGCAUGCAACCACCGGCCUCGGCCUUACCGGGUCGCGCAACUACGUAUACCUUGAUUGGCAUCAACACCGCCGUCUUCAGCCUCUGGCACCUGCAGCCGCCACAUUGGAUGAUUCAACACUUUGCAACGAGCGAGCAAAACUGGAGUGAAGGACGCUGGUAUACCUUGCUGACCGCUAGCUUUAGCCACCAAAGCUUGAUGCACUUGGCCGUCAACAUGUUCGUCCUCAAUAGCUUUGCACCACCAGUAGCUGCUGUACUUGGAAGUGCGGGUCUACUCACACUCUAUCUCGUGGGGGGAUUGGGUGCAUCGUUAGCCCAUAUCUACGAGAGUCAGGAGCUAGCAGACCUACGAGCCGGCCGGCGUCUACCAGCGAUUGGUGCUUCAGGCGCGGUUCUGGCCAUUUGCACCAUGUUCGCGCUCAUCAAUCCCAUGCGGCCCAUCUACGUCUUCCUCAUAAUCCCGGUGCCCGCCAUCCUGGCCGUGGGCGCCUUUCUGGCUUAUGACAUCCAAGCAUCGGCUCAACUGUCCCGCCACUCCAACGUCGAUCAUGCUGGCCAUAUUGGAGGGGCCCUGACGGGCCUCAUCUUCUACGCUCUGUGGGCUGCCCUCAAGGGCCGACUCCCCGGAGGCGCACCAACGCGGCCAGCAGUAACUCAAGCGGUUCGCCUCGCCACCCGACGCACCAGUCGGCGCACACCACCAGGAGAGCCAACCAGUUUCAACACGAAAAACAACCGGACUUCCACACGCCCGCGUGGGACUGCGUUUUAAAUGCAACGUCCUGAUCCCCGCCUCCCCCUCCCACUUUGCUGUCCAUAUAAAAGCUCAAACACCCGACCACUUCACCUUUGCCUGGUGUUGUUUCUUGCCUUAUUUUUUUUUUGUCUAAGCGAUUCAAUUCAGCUCUAUGCUC